Messenger RNA from Aspergillus heteromorphus CBS 117.55, 795 nucleotides. RefSeq names its product ribosomal protein P1 (gene rpp1). Gene Ontology annotation, cellular component: cytosolic large ribosomal subunit; ribosome. Gene Ontology annotation, biological process: translational elongation; cytoplasmic translation. The record is from RefSeq and is a predicted model, not a curated record. NCBI's taxonomy places the organism in Eukaryota, Fungi, Ascomycota, Eurotiomycetes, Eurotiales, Aspergillaceae. Bases 1 to 327 code for a protein of 108 amino acids. The transcript is spliced from 4 exons. Gene Ontology annotation, molecular function: protein kinase activator activity; structural constituent of ribosome; ribonucleoprotein complex binding.
AUGUCUACUGCCGAGCUCGCUUGCUCCUACGCCGCCCUCAUCCUCGCCGAUGACGGCGUCGAGGUCACCGCCGACAAGCUCCAGACUCUCCUGACUGCCGCCAAGGUUCAGGAGGUUGAGCCCAUCUGGACCUCCAUCUUCGCCAAGGCUCUCGAGGGCAAGGACAUCAAGGAGCUCCUGACCAACGUUGGCUCCGCUGGCUCUGCCGCCGCUGCCGCCCCCGCUGCUGGUGGUGCUGCCGCUGCCCCCGCCGAGGCUGCCGCCGAGGAGAAGGAAGAAGAGAAGGAGGAGUCCGACGACGACAUGGGAUUCGGUCUGUUCGACUAAGCGUCUCGACCAUUCGGGUUCAUCUUUUUUCCUUUUUAUCCUCGUUUCCUUACUCUCUCAAUAUCGCCCCUCGCAUUUCAUGUACCUGAUACUACGCAACCGCACGAAGACCAAAAAGGGAAAAUUAAAAGACAGAAUGAACAACGGACAAGGGCAUCCGGUGGGACUGGGCGCUCUGCUCGCAUGAUAGGCUCCGUCGUGACAGAGGUACUGGAUCGGAUGACGCUAGGAUUCCGGCCGUGGGAAUAUCGGCUAUGUACGGGUCGGCGGCGACUGCCCUUGGGCGGCCGUCUACGCCUCCUCCGUAUCUGAUGUUGAUGUUGUUGUGCUUGUUGCUAGUACGUUUCGAGCUUAGGUGCCCCAGCUCUCAUGCAAUGUCUGUCAUGCGACCAUGAGCAAAAUACUGUUCCUCGUAUUCUUGUUUGGUUGUAGAUGUGUAGGGAUUGUAGAAGACGAUGCAAACAAGCU